AUGAAGCGCAUCUUCUCCUGCUCCAGCUCGCAGGUGGCGGUGGAGAGAUGGAACCGCCGUGAUCAGAAGUUGCUGGAGGCAGUGCAGCGGGGGGAUGUGGGACGCGUGGCCGCCCUGGCCUCCAGGAAGUCUUCCCGGCCCACCAAGCUCAACUCGAACGGCCAGUCCCCGUUUCACCUGGCGGCCUCCAAGGGCCUGACCGAAUGUCUGACUGUUCUGCUUGCAAAUGGCGCCGACAUCAACAGCAAGAAUGAAGACGGAAGCACCGCCCUGCACUUGGCCACCAUCUCCUGCCAGCCACAGUGUGUCAAGGUCUUGCUGCAGCAUGGCGCCAACGAGGACGCUGUGGAUGUGGAAAACCGCAGCCCGUUGCACUGGGCAGCCUCCUCUGGCUGCGCCUCCAGUGUGCUCCUGCUGUGCGACCACGAAGCCUUCCUGGACGUCCUGGAUAAUGAUGGACGGACACCCCUGAUGAUUGCUUCGCUGGGUGGUCACGCGGCGAUUUGCUCACAGCUGCUGCAGAGAGGCGCCCGGGUUAACGUCACAGACAAGGAUGACAAGUCGGCUCUGAUCCUGGCCUGUGAGAAAGGUAGUGCAGAGGUGGCAGAGCUGCUCCUGAGCCAUGGGGCCGACGCAGGGGCGGUGGACAGCGCGGGGAACGACGCCCUGCACUACGCCCUGCGCACGCAGGACCGCGCGCUGUGGAGGCUGCUGAGGCAGGCCCUGAGCCGGCGGCGGCGGGGAGGUCAUGGGCUAGUUCAACACCCGGAUGCUGCAUCCAAGGCCUCUCUAUUAGACUCUCAGGUGGGUUCUCCACCCAAGAGUCCAUGGAAAGCAGAGCCUGGCGAGGAGCAGGAACAAGAGGAGGAUGAAGUCCCAUGUUCAGAUGAGUGGCGGUGGAAGUUUGAGGAGGAGCAGCAGAAAGUGUCUCAGCUGGAGCAGGAGCUGGAGCAGAAGAUAGAAGAGUGUAAGGCCCAGGCGGCAGCCUACCUGAACCUGGAGAACCAGAUUCGAGAGCAUGUGCAAGAUCUGGGAGUCCUCUUAUUCCAAGACACUGGCGCUGCAGGGGGACAGGGCUCUCAUCUCCGAUCUGGGGGAGAUGGCAUGGAGCAGGGGUGUCCCCUGGACAUGCUGGCUGAGCGCAUACAAGAGCUGAGGAAGCAACAGCAGGCGGCAGCUGCAGCCUCGGCCACAGCAAAGCCCGUAUCAGAGUCCAAGAAGCCUGAGGAUUCGGCCCCAGGAGAGACCCAGUAUGAAACCAAUGGAGAGUCUCAUCCCGAAGAACAGGUCCUCCCCCAGAGCCCACAGUCUGAGGCCAUUGGGAAAGCCACAGGACAGCAGCUGGCCACCAAUGCAGGACAGGUCCUUGGCCCUGAUCCUACUGACCAGCUGCAUGCAAGCCAGAAAGAGAGACCCCAAAGACCCCAAGCCUCGGGGGCUGAACCAGCAGACUCAGUGGCUGAACCUGUGGGUUCAGCAGCCAUGAACCAACUCCUGCUACAACUGAGGGAGGAGCUGGCUGCCGUGUGGCAAGAAAAGGAUGCUGCCAGAGGGGCUUUGUCAAGACCAGUCCUAGAGGGAGCCAUGGGGACACCUCGGGCCGAGGCUGCAGCAGCUGCCUGGGAGAAGAUGGAGGCCAGGCUGGAGAAGGUGCUGGUGAGGCUGGAUCGGGCAAAGGCAGGACUACAGGUGAAACCUGAAGCCCCUGCCCAGGAGGUUAGAGAGGCACCCCCAAAGGCACCUCGGAGGCUCACUGCUGCCUUGGAUGAAGGGAGGGAGAAAAGGGCUCCGGGGGCGCGGGGGGAGCCUCUAGGGGCCCCUGGAGGGGAGCCCGUGUCAGGAGGCCCUGCAAAGGGACAGCUGGAGAAGGAGGUGUCAGCGCUGAGACUGAGCAACAGUAAUUUGCUGGAGGAGUUGGGGGAACUGGGGCGGGAGCGGCAGCGAUUGCAGGGCGAGCUGCAGACCCUGAGCCAGCGGCUCCAGCGGGAGUUCGUGCCCAAGCCAGAGGCGCAGGGCCAGCUGCAGCAGUUACGGCGGAGUGUGGGGCUUCUGACCCAUGAGCUGGCCUUGGAGAAGGAGGCCACCGAGAAGCUGCGGGAGCGCCUGGCCUCCCAGAGCAGUGGCCUCCGGGGGCUGUGGGACUGCCUGCCCCCAGACCUCGUGGGCAAGGGGCCUGUGGGGAGCAGCACCGCCCAGCCCCUGGAGGAGCUGCAGGCCUGCAUCAGCACCCUGGUGGACCGGCACCGCCAGGCCCAGCAGCUGCUGGCCCGGCUGGAGGAGGAAAACCAGCAGCUGCGGGGGUCCCCUGCCCCACUUGGGGAGCCAAGCACUUCUUCAAAGGCCCCAGCGGCUCCCCAAGUCGCCGCUCUGGAGCAAGACCUGGGGAAGCUGGAGGAGGAGCUGCGGGCCGUGCAGGCCACCAUGAGCGGGAAGAGCCAGGAGAUCGGGAAGCUGAAGCAGCUGCUGUACCAGGCCACGGAGGAGGUGGCCGAGCUGCGCGCGCGGGAGGCGGCCAGCUUGCGGCAGCACGAGAAAACUCGGGGUUCGCUGGUGGCUCAGGCCCAGGCAUGGGGGCAGGAGCUGAAGGCUCUGCUGGAGAAGUACAACACGGCCUGCCGCGAGAUGGGCCGGCUGCGCGAGGCCGUGGCCGAGGAGCGGCGCCGCAGCGGGGACCUGGCCGCGCGCGCCGCCGAGCAGGAGCGCCAGGCCAGCGAGAUGCGGGGGCGCUCGGAGCAGUUCGAGAAGACGGUGGAGGUGCUCAAGGAGAAGAUGGAGCACCUCAUUGGGGCUUGUCGGGACAAGGAGGUCAAGAUCAAGGAGUUGUUAAAGAAGCUGGAACAGCUUUCGGAGGAGGUUCUAGCAGUUAGGGGAGAAAAUGCUCGCCUUGCCCUGCAGGUGCAGGAUUCACAGAAGAACCAUGAAGAGAUCAUCUCCACAUACAGGAAUCAUCUGUUGAAUGCUGCUCAGGGCUACAUGGAACAGGACGUGUACAACAUCCUGCUUCGGAUCCUCAGCAUGCAGGAGGGGGAAUAAGAGCGCCCUUGGUUGGCAGAGGCUCCAUCAGGCUG
This is a messenger RNA of Talpa occidentalis (Iberian mole), 3068 nucleotides long. RefSeq names its product ankyrin repeat domain 35 (gene ANKRD35). The coding region runs from base 1 to 3033 and encodes 1010 amino acids. Gene Ontology annotation, molecular function: actin binding. The transcript has 15 exons. The record is from RefSeq and is a predicted model, not a curated record. NCBI's taxonomy places the organism in Eukaryota, Metazoa, Chordata, Mammalia, Eulipotyphla, Talpidae.